UCUUACCAAUCAGUCAAGCUAUGGGGUUUUACUUUAGCAUACUGCUAGUUGUAAUGUUGAGUAUCGUUUGUUCAGUCAGUGCUGACAUAGACUGUCCAAAUUAUGACGCCCAAAGAAAUCGUAUACUCGAUAUCUAUCAUAAUCCGAUUGUGAAUGACUUAACUAAAGAAAGAAAUAUUCCGGAUCUGAUUUCCUUUUAUCGUCGCUACCCCAAUGCUGUUUCUCUGUCCGAUAGCGAUAAGCAACAAUUUGACAGAUUCAUCCAUAACUACCAAGAAUUCCGGACUGUUUUGAUAGAUGGAGUACCGCCACAGGGAGGAACAAUUGGAUCUAUAUUCGGAAAUUUCUUGGGCAGAGUCGGCUCCCGAUAUGUAUUAUCUCUGUUCAAUCAAAAGCAGGAAGGUCAAGCAAACCGGGGCACCAACUCAACUGUCUUGCCAUGAAGAAUUCAUAACAUACUGCUGUAACGCCCAGCAAACUUAAUAAAUAUAAAUAUGAUGUGUUAAAAGUA
Molecule: messenger RNA, 511 nt
Organism: Drosophila subpulchrella
Lineage: Eukaryota; Metazoa; Arthropoda; Insecta; Diptera; Drosophilidae
Product: protein Turandot X
Exons: 1
Coding region: 21-443 (140 amino acids)
Biological process (GO): immune system process
Source: RefSeq, a predicted model, not a curated record